CCGCUAGGCGCGAGUUUGGUGUCCCUGCCUUUGGGAGCGGUAGGAUGGCUGCUAGGAGAAAUUUGAGAUACUCGGGGAACCCGGGUGCAAAGCGUUCAAAGAACACUUUGAGAAGCACAUAUUCCAGGAACCAGAAAGCUGGUCCAAAGCCCAGGCCCAAGGAUGUGUUUGACUUUUCUAACAAUUCUGAUGUCUCAAGCAUACGGGGAGAACUCGAGGAAGAAGAGGAGACUUACGAAACCUUCGACCCCCCUCUGCACAGUACGGCUAUCUACGCAGAAGACGAGCUGUCCAAACACUGUGUGUCCUCCAGUUCCCUGGCCACCCACAGAGGGAAGGAGAGCAGAAACUUGGACCCUUCUGAAGAUGAAGCAAGUGGAGAUGAGUCUAUCAAGGACAGCACAAAAAAGCCGAGGAGAAAGCUGGAGCCCAUCAUCGGUGAGUUGGACAGCUCUGCAGGUGAUGUAAGCAGGAAGGUGGCAUCUACAGAAGGACCAAGGUCGCGGCAACACCAGGCUGCUCCUGCAGCACCGUCACCCCCUGAGAGGCCAGCCGAGCCGGUCACUCCCAGGAGGACAAGACUCCACAGCGCUCAGCUCUCUCCUGUAGACGAGACACCAGCAACCCAAAGUCAGCUGAAAACUCAGAAGAAAGUGCGGCCGUCUCCUGGCAGGAGGAAGAGGCCAAGGCGCGGAGACACAGACUCAGGUGAUUCUGAAAGUAUGCAUAUCUGGUGUCUGGAAGGAAAGAGACAGAGUGACAUAACGGAGUUGGAUGUUGUUCUGUCUGUAUUUGAGAAAACCUUCCUGGAGUAUAAGCAAAGAGUAGAAUCUGAAAGUUGUAAUCAAGCCAUCAACAAGUUUUAUUUUAAAAUGAAAGGAGAACUCAUCAGAAUGCUUAAAGAAGCCCAGAUGUUAAAAGCUCUGAAAAUGAAGAACACCAAGAUAAUUUCCAACAUGGAAAAGAAAAGGCAGCGUUUAAUUGAAGUCCAGGAUGAACUGAUUCGAUUAGAACCACAACUGAAACAACUACAAACAAAAUAUGAUGACCUUAAAGAGAGAAAGUCAUCACUUAAGAAGUCCAAGCAUUUCUUAUCUAAUUUAAAACAGCUGUGUCAAGAUUACUCAAAUGUACAAGAGAAAGAACCAAAGGAAACAGAAAAGUAUGAUUCAUCUAGCCUUCCAGCUCUGUUAUUUAAAGCAAGAAGCAUUCUGGGAGCCGAAAACCACCUGAGAACCAUCAACUAUCAGCUGGGGAAGCUGCUUGAGCUGGACUGAGAACUGAGCCUCCUGCUGCCUUUUCUGCUCCUGACAGCAGCGCCCCUGUGCUGACAGCAGUGAGACCCGCUUAUCAGGAUAUACUACCGCUUUGUCAUUCAAACUAAACCACACCUCUUCAGUUGUCUAAUAACUCAGAAGGCACAGCCAUAUUUCUGAGUAUUGUGUUCAUAAAUUUCAGUCUCUUGACAGGUUAGUCAUCACCAGGCAUAAUAAGCUUUUUAACUACAAUAAACUUUAAUGAUGUCAGUGCAAAUGCAAGCAUAGAAUGAUCCUGGUUAAUUAGGAGCAUCUGCUGAAAUAUGUCAAAGGUAGCCUUCAAUAAAUCUGGCUUAGGUAAACCAAGUGAUAGAACAGUUGCUAUAAACAGGUUUUACAAUAAGUUAAUAAUUUGAUUUUUUGUAUGAUGUUAAAUGCAGGGCCUUGCACAUCUUAGGUAAGUAUUCUAAUGUUGGGCUAUAGUCCCAGCACUAAUUUAACAUUUAUGUUAUCAAAUCUCAGGCUUCAGGCAAAUUGUAGCCUGGUUAUGUAUGUUCUAUCCGCAGUCAGCUAUUCUGUAAAGCUUCUAUAAUUAGUUCAUCAGGAAUAUCAUCCAUUGAACCAAGAAGGCUCUUAUCUGCAGCGUCAGCAAAUUCAGCAUCUUCUGUAGCUUCUAAGAAAAAGGCAUCGUCUUCAUCAUCCCAGGCAGUGGCAGAAAGCCCGCCGGCUGACAAGUUGCAGGAUGGUGGGUUUUGACAAUCCUUGGUCAGUGAGUUGCUGGUUUCAUCUGUUUCUCCAGAAGUGAAGUCUUCCUUUAUUUUGGAGGGAAGGAGGAAAGAGGAAUAAAGAUUAGUCAGAAUAUGUGACUUCAAAUACGUUGCGUUAAGGUAUAAAAUAAUAACCAGGUUUUCAGCAGUCAAUGACCAUGCUGGCUGCCUGCUGUGAGGAACAGUCAGCAUGGGAAAGGGUAAGUUAGCUCAGAAGUGCUUUUGUAGCGCAGACAUGCUUCUCUGAGGCUGAAACUGACUGUAGCUCCUGGCAGAUACAUUUCAACUCCUCAGAAGGGGUACAGCAAAGGGAAGUUUCUAGAUUAACAAAAAAUCAAUGCCUAGAAUCUAUGUUAAAAAGCCAGCAUGCAAUCCCAGUGCUAGGGAGGUGGAGACAUGGAUCCCUGGAGCUUGGUAGCCAUCCAGCCAACCCUCCCAAGUGAAUACCAGCCCAGUGAGAAGCUGCGUCUCAAAAAAGAAAAAAAAAAAAAUGUCCUGAGGAAUGACACAAGUUGUCCCUCUGGCCUGUAUGUGUGUGUACAUGAGCACACACAUGAGCAUGGACACACAAAUGUAUAAAUAAAAGGAAGAUGAAGGAGAAAUGGCAGUGUUAACAGUUCACUUGGAAGGUACUAUUUCUAUACUCGUGUUUCUAAAGGAAAAAUUAUGUUCAGGUAAUAGUAAUAUUGUAUAUCAAGAAUACUUUCACUUGGCAUUUUUGAGGUAUUAUUAGAAAAGAAAAAAUUUCUACCAAAGAUGUCACCACAGUAAAUUAAUGGCUGGGAAUGUAGCUCAAGAGAGAGCCCUUGCUUCCCAUGUAUGAGGCCGAUAAGUUCAAUUCUAUCCAAAACCAAACACUGCUCUUAUAAGAGAUAAUUAGACAUUUUAAAUCUGUUCCUAGAUACUAUUUUUAAAUGUAGUAGUCUGUCAGUCUACUUAUCAGUUCUUUUAUGUCCCCCUCUAACAUACCAAGCAUGGGAUUUUAACUUUAAACGUGGAUGUUGGAUCUGGAGAGAUGGCUCAGUGGUUAAGAGCAUUGCUGCUCUUCCAGAGGACCCCUCCAGGGCUGC
Mus caroli (Ryukyu mouse) is the source of this 3093-nucleotide messenger RNA. RefSeq names its product centromere protein U (gene Cenpu). Gene Ontology annotation, cellular component: nucleus. NCBI's taxonomy places the organism in Eukaryota, Metazoa, Chordata, Mammalia, Rodentia, Muridae. The record is from RefSeq and is a predicted model, not a curated record.